AUGAAAGAGAGAUACAAAAAAACCAACGUUGUUCUUGGAGAGGGAUCGUACAAAACGGUCUCAAAGGCGGUUGACAACGAGGAGGGAAAGGAGGUGGCAUACAACGAGGUGCUGAUCAAGAAGUACGAGGCAGAGGUCCACUCGCACACGUCGUUCUCGAAGGAGAUCGCCCUCCUCAAGAACAUCGACCACCCAAACAUCAUCAAAAUCCUCGAUUACUGGUUUGAUGAGGACAACUUCGUAUUCAUCACCGAGUUGAUGACUGGUGGAACACUCUUGGACUACGUCCAGAAGAAUGGCGCCCUCUCUGACAAGCUGGUGCAGAAGUGGGGGAGACAGGUGCUGGCUGGAAUAGGCCACUUGCACGGGCUGAGUCCGCCCAUCAUCCACAGGGACAUCAAGGCGGAAAACGUGUUUGUGAAUUCAGCCCAGGGCGAGGUGAAGAUAGGCGACCUGGGAAUAGCGAAGGAGAGGAAGUACAAGCGAUACACGAUCAUUGGGACACUGAACUACAUGGCCAGGGAGAUGUUUGAGGGAGACGGCUACUCCGAGGCAGUCGACGUCUACGCAUUUGGGAUGACUCUGAUUCAGAUGGCGACUGGAAGGACGCCAUACGCUGAAUGUGCCGAGACCACUGACGUAAAGAGAAGCGUGCUCCAGGGCUGUCCGCCUGAGGCACUCAAACACGUCAGAAACAGGUGUCUGAGGCAUCUCAUUGUGAGCUGCAUCACGGCUGCACCAAACCGCCUCAGUGCUGCUGCCUGUCUCAGACACCACUUCUUCAAUGGAGAGGCAGAACGAGAGUGUGGUGGAAAGUGUAUGGCCCAGAGCUACUGUAUGAUAUAUCCAUUAGGAAGAGAGAGAGACAUGCUUCUUUCUAUGGUGGCAUAUGGUGAAAGAAGCAUAACAUUCCAGGUUCAGCUCAAGGAGACUGGGACACUCGAGAACUUCAGGUUCAUUAAGUUUGAAUACGAUUUGGACACCGAUACCGUAGAGAAGAUUUGCGACGAGUUGGCGAGGGAGAAGGUGGUCCAGAAGGAGGCCAUAGGGCACUUUCAGAUUCUGCUUAGAAAUGGAAUUGAGAGGGCGCAUUCGAUGAAGAAGGCAAGGCGCAUUCACCAGGGGAUGUUUGAGGUGGGGAAGGACGAGAUGGCAGGAGAGAGGAGACUGGUCAUUGGAGAGGAGGCGAAGAAGGUGGUGGUUGAGGACGUGGAUUCGAGGAGUGUGGUGGAGCAGAAGGAAAGGGAGACGUCGACUGAGGAGGCCGUCUUUGGAGCAAACACAAUGGAAAUUAUGCAGGAGAUUGAGGAGGAGAUAAAGGGGGCAGGAGGGAAGCAGGGUGACGACGAGAAGAUUCAGGAGGCAGCACAGAUCUAUCAGCUGUAUAUGACUACGACUGGGUCAGCUGACUCCCUCGUGGAGAAGAAUAGCGGAAGCACAGUCACCCUAACAAAAACAAAGGCAACCAGCAUAGCCAGGGCGUAUGAGAUCACAAGGGAGAGGUACCAGAGAGACGUGGCAAUUGAGGAGUUCACGUUGGAUGCGUGUCGGAUUACGCAGAGAGACCUCGAGAAUGGGAAGUACUGGGGAGCAGCAUUCAUUGAGAACGACAUUCUGACGACUGGCGACCUGAAGUUGCUUACGGCCGAUGACUGGGAGAAGUUGAAUCUGACUCUCUUUGCCUGUAGAACGAUGCAAAACAUGCUUUAUGGUCAGAAUUCAUAUCCGCCUAGAAACAGGCAACUGGUCUACAAGAAGGGGACUAAGGAAUACGCCUAUUCCACCCCAAUUGAUGAGUUCGUAGGAGACGUAUGCAAGACGUACGGGAAGAAGGAGUUCAUGAAGGGGUGGCUAGGAGCAUUCACUGGGCAGGAUCUGAGGACAUUUGGGGAGUUGAAGGGGCUGACUGAGUCAGACUGGGACAGACUGGGGCUGAGUGUCCUUGGAUUUAGGAUAUUCUUCAAUGUGGUGUUUAAGAAGGGAUUUGUAGGAAAGGAAUAA
Enterospora canceri is the source of this 2001-nucleotide messenger RNA. Lineage: Eukaryota; Fungi; Microsporidia; Enterocytozoonidae. The record is from the annotation of a GenBank genome assembly.